Messenger RNA from Lemur catta (Ring-tailed lemur), 2680 nucleotides. It is a transcript of the gene DNAJC16, whose product is annotated as DnaJ heat shock protein family (Hsp40) member C16. The record is from RefSeq and is a predicted model, not a curated record. The transcript has 15 exons. Lineage: Eukaryota; Metazoa; Chordata; Mammalia; Primates; Lemuridae. Bases 170 to 2491 code for a protein of 773 amino acids.
AAGUGUCACGUGACGCCCCUCCACCUCGUCUCCUCCCCGCCUCUUUCCCCUCCCCGGCCCCGGCGAGCGCUGGUGUGGACGGGGACCUCCCGGCCCAGCGGAUUACCUGGAGCACGGACGCUGCAGCCGGUUGGGCAGGUGCCCUUUCCCGCUCUGGAAAGGAAGAGAAAUGGAAGUGAAAAAGUUGAGCAUUUCCUGGCAGUUCUUGAUAGUUCUGGUUCUGAUCCUGCAAAUUCUGUCUGCGUUGGAUUUUGACCCAUACAGAAUCCUAGGGGUCAGCCGAACAGCCAGUCAGGCUGAUAUUAAAAAGGCUUAUAAGAAGCUCGCCCGGGAAUGGCAUCCUGACAAAAACAAAGAUCCUGGAGCUGAAGACAAGUUCAUUCAGAUCAGCAAGGCUUAUGAGAUUCUUUCCAAUGAAGAGAAGAGAGCACAUUAUGAUCACUAUGGAGCUGCUGGAGAGAGCCAGGGCUACCGCUUCCGCCAUUUCCAUAAAAAUUUUUAUUUCGAUGAAUCUUUUUUUAACUUCCCGUUUAAUUCUGAGCGGCGGGACUCCAUUGAUGAAAAGUAUUUACUGUACUUUUCCCAUUAUGUGAAUGAAGUGGUUCCAGAUAGCUUCAGAAAACCCUACCUCAUUAAGAUCACCUCGGAUUGGUGCUUUAGCUGUAUCCAUAUCGAGCCUGUUUGGAAAGAAGUAGUUCAAGAACUGGAAGGCUUGGGUGUAGGAAUCGGCGUGGUCCAUGCUGGGUAUGAGAAACGCCUGGCCCAUCACCUGGGAGCACACAGCACACCCUCUAUCCUAGGAAUCAUUAAUGGGAAAGUGUCCUUCUUCCACAAUGCAGUUGUUCGGGAGAACCUGCGACAAUUUGUAGAAAGUCUUCUUCCAGGGAACUUGGUGGAGAAAGUUACAAAUAAAAAUUAUGUCCAGUUCCUCUCUGGCUGGCAACAGGAGAAUAAACCUCAUGUCCUUCUAUUUGACCAAACACCCGUUGUGCCACUGCCAUACAAGUUGACUGCUUUUGCCCACAAAGAUUAUUUAUCCUUUGGAUAUGUGUACAUGGGUUCGAGAGGGGCGGAGGAGAUGACAAGGCAGUACAACAUCAAUUCCAACACCCCCACCAUCCUGGUCUUCAAAGAACACAUAAACAAGCCUGCUGAUGUUAUCCAGGCCCGAGGUAUGAAAAAGCAAGCCAUCGACGAUUUCAUCACCCAAAACAAGUAUUUGUUGGCCACCAGGCUCACCAACCAGAAGUUGUUCCAUGAACUCUGCCCUGUGAAACGGUCUCACCGACAGAGGAAGUACUGUGUGGUUUUACUGACUGCCGAGACGACCAAGUUGGGCAAACCCUUCGAGGCUUUCCUGUCCUUUGCCCUGGCAAACACUCAAGACACCGUGAGAUUUGUGCACGUCUACAGCAGUCAGCAGCAGGAGUUUGCCAGCACCUUGAUACCAGACGGCGAGGCAUUUCGAGGGAAAUCAGCGGUGUCUAUCUUAGAAAGGCGCAACACAGCAGGAAGGGUGGUGUAUAAAACAUUGGAAGAUCCCUGGACCGGAAGCGAGAAUGAUAAAUUCCUCCUCUUGAGUUAUCUCGACCAGCUGCGGAAAGAUUCAGCUCUUCUGUCCUCUGAAGCUGUGCUUCCCGACCUGACCGACGAACUUGCUCCUGUUUUUUUCCUUCGGUGGCUCUACUCUGCUUCUGACUACAUCUCGGACUGCUGGGAUAACAUGCUUUACAACAACUGGCGGGAAAUGAUGCCCCUCCUGUCCCUGAUCUUGUCAGCCCUCUUCGUCCUCUUCGGCACUGUCAUGGUCCAGGCUUUCAGCGUCGUGAAUGAUGAGCAAGAAUCAAGCCCUCCAGAUAAAGAUGACGCCCAAAAGAAGGCUGGGAAGGCUGAGCCAAGCUUCACCAAAGAAAACAGCAGCAAGAUUCCUAAGAAAGGCUUUGUGGAGGUAACUGAACUCACAGAUGUAACAUACACCAGUAACUUGGUACGCCUGAGGCCAGGCCACAUGAACGUGGUCCUUAUCCUGUCAAGUUCCACCAAGAACAGCCUACUGCAGAAAUUUGCUUUCGAGGUCUACACGUUCACUGGGAGCAACUGCCUACACUUCUCCUUCCUGAGUCUAGAUAAACACAGAGAAUGGCUAGAAUACUUACUAGAAUUUGCUCAAGAUGCAGCCCCGAUCCCAAACCAGUAUGAUAAGCAUUUCAUGGAACGUGACUACACUGGUUACGUGCUGGCUCUGAAUGGCCACAAGAAAUACUUCUGCCUCUUCAAGCCCCAGAAAACAGUCCAAGAGGAGGAAGCCCUGGGAUCAUGCAGUGAUCUUGACUCUUCCCUCCAGCCGGGUGAAUCUCGAGGGAAAUCUCCCAGUGGCCUUAGAUGCAGGCCCAUCAAAGAAAAACUGAGCAAGUUGUCCUUAUGGAUGGAACGCCUGUUGGAAGGCUCCUUACAGAGGUUUUAUAUCCCAUCGUGGCCUGAACUAGACUGAGAGGAUUUCAGAAGGAGAUUUGAACUCUUCAGACUUUUUAACAUGCCCCUGUGAACAGGUAUUUUCAGGACUGAAACUAUCACAAUGAACAGAGUAUAGAUGUUAGAUUGCUCUUCUAGAACAAUGGCUAGAAGAAUCUUUCCUUUGUCCUGUUCUAACCUAGGAGUGAAAAACACCACAGGUUUGAAU